CAUUUUCCACCCGGUGGAUGUCAUGGGGCAAAUCUGUGGGCCUGGUGUCCUCUGCGAUUUGGUGCCGGGAGGAGAACGCAAGUCCAGUGAUGAAGCCACACGUAAAGUGGACCAGUUGGCUCUGGAGUUGCGGAUGCUGAAGGAUGAGAACUAUCGGAUCAGGGAGGAGCAACUGCGCUUGGAGAAGGAACUGAAGGCGCGGUCUUCGUGGCACGGCUCGACCGGGUCGACCGGGCGCCGCAGUUUGGCGCCGGCGCCUGGCCAGUCGGGACGUGGCCGUGAGGGCCGUGAUGAGGCAGAACGGCUCGGCCGCUUCACAUCAGGCAACGUAGGACAAGGGCAAGCAAACCAAGCAGGACCACCAGGAGGCAAAGGGUGCGAAGAUCAUCAACUGAUGUACAUGAAGGAAGUGAUUCGAAGCUUACAGGCAGAGAAUACACGUUUGCGAAAGGGGGAAACAUCUGUCAGCGCUUCACCCACAGGUGUGACGGAGGAAGAAUAUCGGCGGCUGGAAGGGCAGCUUCGAAUGCUUCAGCGACAACAUGGUCGCAUGCAGGCCGCGGGUUCUGCUGGAGUGUCUACCGCUGUCUCGGGCGUCUCUACCCCGCUGUCAUCUUUCGGGGAGGAUCAGCGUGCGAUGCGUGCGCUGGCUGGGCACUAUGAGGCCCUUCAACGAGAACAGCAAGAGCUGCGAAACAAGGUUCGUCGCUUGGCCCGUGGCUAGUUGUGGCGAAUGCAGCGCAGGUCUCACACCUCACGACCAAAGAGCGUGGGGGGAAGAAAAAGAUGUCAGGCGUUUCAAUGGGAGUCUAC
Molecule: messenger RNA, 813 nt
Organism: Cladocopium goreaui
Lineage: Eukaryota; Dinophyceae; Suessiales; Symbiodiniaceae
Source: the annotation of a GenBank genome assembly